UUCUGUUCAAGGGUUUUUAAUCGUUUGACAAGUAGUUGAAAUUAGAGGAGUUGGAACACGUUUUGACAGGAGCUGGGGGAACUAGAAAUACCUAUUAAUUAAUGUAACGACAAGGUUGGGGAGAACUACAAUACCCAACAUCCAUAUAAAGGACCAAGUUAAUGACCUAAAAUCACUUCUUUUGGUUUCAGCUCUUCUCUUAAGUUUUCUCUCUCAAACCUUUUGGGGGGUGGCAUCUGUCUGAUCAUUGAAAAUCCAGGAAUUAGGGAGAAAGAAUCCACGGUCGCAACAUGUCCACAAACGGGGAAGUGAUAGAGAAAGACGCAAAGGUUCCCUUAUUGCAAGAUUAUUUAUCAAGCUAUGGAGAAGAGAGGCAUGAUAGGGAUCUUGCAGGGAGGAUGUGGGAAGAAUCGAAGAAGCUAUGGCACAUAGUGGGGCCUGCGAUAUUCAGCCGAAUUGCCUCCUACUCCAUGCUUGUGAUCACCCAAGCCUUUGCUGGCCACCUGGGUGAUCUUGAGCUCGCUGCUAUCUCCAUUGCCAAUAAUGUCAUCGUCGGUUUCGACUUCGGUCUCUUGCUGGGGAUGGCAAGUGCUUUAGAAACGCUAUGUGGGCAAGCUUUUGGAGCCAAAAAGUACUUCAUGUUGGGCGUAUACAUGCAACGUUCUUGGAUAGUAUUGUUCAUGUGUUGUGUUCUCAUUCUGCCUUUGUAUCUAUUUGCUUCUCCGAUCUUGAAGCUGACCGGACAGCCCACAAACGUAGCUGAGCUAUCUGGGGUUGUGGCCAGGUGGAUGAUCCCUCUUCACUUCAGCUUUGCUUUUCAGUUCCCUCUACAGAGGUUCCUGCAGAGCCAGCUGAAGAACGGUGCGGUUGCUUGGGUGGCUUUGGUGGCUCUUGUUGUCCAUGUGAUCGUAAGCUGGUUGUUUGUGUACAACUUUCAGCUGGGGGUGGUGGGCAUAGCUAUUACUUUGAAUUUUUCUUGGUGGGUUCUAGUGAUUGGGUUGAUGGGUUACACCGUAUGUGGUGGGUGUCCUCUCACAUGGACUGGUUUCUCCAUUGAAGCCUUCUCUGGUCUUUGGGAGUUCGUCAAACUCUCUGCUGCUUCUGGGGUCAUGCUCUGCUUGGAGAAUUGGUACUACAGAAUUUUGAUACUGAUGACUGGAAACUUAAAGAAUGCAGAGAUUGCGGUGGACGCUUUGUCAAUUUGCAUGACAAUAAAUGGGUGGGAAAUGAUGAUUCCUCUGGCUUUCUUUGCUGGAACCGGAGUGAGGGUGGCAAACGAGCUGGGUGCAGGCAAUGGAAAAGGAGCCAAGUUUGCAACGAUUGUAGCAGUGGCCACAUCCAUUGUGAUCGGCCUCUUCUUCUGGCUACUCAUUAUCUUCUUCCACAAUGAGCUUGCCCUAAUAUUCUCGUCGAGUGAACCAGUCUUGAAGGCAGUUAACAAGCUCUCCAUCCUCUUAGCCUUUACGGUUCUCCUCAACAGCGUUCAGCCAGUUCUCUCUGGGGUGGCUGUGGGAUCUGGGUGGCAAUCUUAUGUCGCUUAUAUAAACCUAGGCUGCUACUAUCUGAUCGGGGUCCCCCUCGGCUUUUUGAUGGGAUGGGGCUUCCAUCAGGGAGUCAUGGGUAUCUGGGCUGGUAUGAUCUUUGGAGGGACUGCACUGCAGACCUUGAUAUUGGCCAUCAUUACCAUUCGGUGUGACUGGGAAAAGGAGGCAGAGAAAGCGAGCCUGCAUGUAAAGAAGUGGGCAGAGUCGAUUUAAAGCUGUGAUGGGCUGGCUUAUUGAAUUUUUAUUUGGCAUUUUUCCUUGGAAAAAGAUUCCACGUUUAUACCAUGUUGUGUAACUCCACCAAAAUAGUCCGAGUGUUAUCAUUCUUAGAUUUUUGCAAUCCAAAUUGACUAUUGGGAUGAA
Molecule: messenger RNA, 1907 nt
Organism: Vitis vinifera (wine grape)
Lineage: Eukaryota; Viridiplantae; Streptophyta; Magnoliopsida; Vitales; Vitaceae
Product: protein DETOXIFICATION 27
Exons: 8
Coding region: 291-1757 (488 amino acids)
Biological process (GO): xenobiotic detoxification by transmembrane export across the plasma membrane
Cellular component (GO): membrane
Molecular function (GO): xenobiotic transmembrane transporter activity; antiporter activity
Source: RefSeq, a predicted model, not a curated record